Molecule: messenger RNA, 1918 nt
Organism: Amphimedon queenslandica
Lineage: Eukaryota; Metazoa; Porifera; Demospongiae; Haplosclerida; Niphatidae
Product: exosome complex component MTR3-like
Exons: 6
Coding region: 1007-1810 (267 amino acids)
Biological process (GO): poly(A)-dependent snoRNA 3'-end processing; rRNA catabolic process; U4 snRNA 3'-end processing
Cellular component (GO): nucleolus; cytoplasmic exosome (RNase complex); nuclear exosome (RNase complex)
Molecular function (GO): RNA binding
Source: RefSeq, a predicted model, not a curated record
UAUGUAUAUUACUAUUAAGUAUGAGGCUUCAUGUAUGUAUACACAAUUGCAUGAUAAGCUCUACAGAUCUAUACAGUACCAAUGGCACCCCCCCCCCACAGACUACCAGUACUCAUAGCGUGCACUCUAUGAGUAAUGGUAGCCAAUGGAAGAGUGUCACCAGCACUGUACAAACCUGUAAUGUAGUCUGAAGCUGUGUGUGCAUUAUAAUGUAAGCUCUGUAUGCAUACUAAUUAAACUAUAUUAGACACAGUGUAUUGUACUUACAUGUAAUUGCAUGCCACUGAAGCCAGCCACGGCUUAUAACCUAUCUAAAGAACUUACAAGAAAGUCUACAAAUGCGGUUUCGGGGAUUCGAACCCGGACCUUCUUGCCUCAAGGUCUGGGCCCAUCCCCUCAACCACUAGGCUACCCGGACCGCCGGGCAACAGCACGUGAUUUUUCCACCUACACAUACUAACGGGCACUACAAUACUGCAUUAUACACUGUGUAAAUGCGUUAUAGCCAUGUACUGCUAAUCUAAUGAAACUUUUGACACUUACAGCUUCUUACCACUUCUUUGUAACUUAUGCUAGAAACUUGAAAAGGCCUGGUAAGCUUAGUUGGUUGCUCUUUCAAAAAAGCUGUUACGAUUUUAAAGGAUUAAAGCACAAAAGCCUCGCUCUAACGACUGUAGAAGGUUCUCAAAAGGUUUCUCUGGUUUACAUCCACAUUGUUUAGAAUUAAAACCAACACACUGCCCCUAGUUUAACGUUUGAUGAUUUUAAAGCUCGUUUUAAAGCCUAACUUCUUACUGUACAGGGUCCCCGGAUGUCAGAUGAACGAGAUAACACGGCUCCAACUCCAAAAACCAACCAGAGUCCUUUAAAGUUCUGUAGAAUAGAGCCUAGCGAAUCUUUGGUGGAAAUAAUCGAGAAAGAAAGAAAACCAAACUGUGAAACUCAGAAACUGACUGUAAGUCUCUGUUAAUUAAUUAUAAAGCCACGCCUUCCAACGUGGAAGAAUAUGGCUGGAGCUGGAAGUGGAAGAAGAAACAGGUAUCUUGCUCCAGAAGCAACCAGGAAUCCUUUGUUAUGUUUAAAGGAAAAGAAAGAAGAUAACUCAAUACUCAGAUCUAAUCAGUUACGUCAAGAUGGAAGGUCAUGUACAGAUAUCCGUCCAGUUUCAAUUCAAUCUGGCAUUGUAAGCCACGUGACUAGCUCCGCCUACAUUGAGCUUGGCGAUACUAAAGUGCUUUGUUCUAUACUUGGUCCGAGACACACACAAAAAGAUUUUAACUUAGAGGGUCAAGUCUUAUGUCAAGUAAAAUUUGCUCCUUUUUCUUGUCAUUUUCAAAAACCGUCACAGCAGGAAGAGAAAUUUAUGUCCUCGAUCAUAAGCGAAGCAAUUGUUGGAGCCAUUAGGACCGAAACGUUUCCAAAACUUGAAACACUGGUUAACAUAGUCGUACUUGAGAAUGAUGGCAGCAUGCUCACAGCGGCCAUUUUGUGUGCAUCUAUUGCCUUGGCAACAAGUGGUAUUGAAAUGAAGGAUCUUCCUACAGCAUGCACUGUGUCUUACAGUGAUAAAGCUAGCAACAUUUACUAUGACCCAACAAUUGCCGAAGAAUAUAGUACUGCUAAUGAGAACAAAGAUGUCAUCGGAUAUAAAUCUGUUGUAUAUCUGCCAUUGUUAAGGGAAAUAAGUGGAGUUUAUCAAGUGGGUGUGGCAGAGUCUCAUUCGGUUUCCUCCCAGUUGUUGGAGGCCUGUAUUGAAGGAGGUCUAAGAUAUCACGAAAGAGUAAGACAAUAUUUGAAGGAUUUAGCAUAAUCAAAAAUACUAUUUUUUGUAAAUACAAACAUUAACAAUACUUGGUUUUAAUAAUAAUCAAUACUGUUAUUAGUUUUUUAAUGUGCUGACAUUACAAGUCGACUUCAA